GAUGUCUACCGAUUCGUAGGAAUUGAUGAACAUCCCCCCUUGGGAAGAUAUUAACCUGUGACCUUCACGUUCACGUCCCAAAAACCAACCAAAACAUGGCGGCCUCUUUUUCAUCUCGGGUCUUUGGAAUUCUUAAUUCUACAAGGCGAUUGCAACAAAAUAUUGCUGCAAGGCAGCUGUUUCAUAGAACAACAUUUAAGAUGUAUGCAAGCGAUGAGGAGUUCAAUGUAGCUAAAGAACGUGUCAACCUCCUGAAGGAAGACCCAGGCAAUGAAGCCAAGUUAGAAAUGUAUGCACUAUUCAAACAGGCCACUGUUGGAGCUUGCAACACAUCCAAACCAGGUGCUUUUGACUUCGUGGGUAAAGCCAAAUGGCAGGCAUGGACCAAUUUAGGCUCUCUUAGUCAGGAGGAAGCAAAACAAAAAUAUGUUGAUAUAGUCCAGCAGCUACUUGAUGAACAGGGAGUAAGUGUAGAUGGCUCAACAGCUACAGCAGAUGUUUCUUCUGCGGAGGAGUUCAAAACUUUGAAAAUAACAGCUGAAAAUGGGAUUUACAAAAUCGUGCUGAAUAGACCGGACAAAAAGAAUGCUCUUACUUUUGAAAGUUAUAAUGAACUUGUGAAAGCACUGGAUAUUGCUGGUAAAGAUCCAAGUAUUGUUUUUGCUACUUUAACAGGAGCUGGUGAUUAUUAUUGCAGUGGCAAUGAUCUCAAUAAUUUCAUGUCCGCCACUCCUGAAACGAUGAAAGAUAUGGCGAAGGAGGGAGGCGAAUUACUCAAUCGUUUUGUUUCUGCAUUCAUUGAUUUUCCUAAACCCUUAAUUGGAUUGGUGAAUGGUCCAGCUGUUGGUGUAUCUGUCACCACCUUAGGUCUGUUUGAUGUUGUAUACUGCACUGAUAAGGCAACAUUUGUGACACCAUUCUCAGCUCUUGGACAAAGCCCUGAGGGAUGCUCUUCAUAUGUCUUUCCAAAAAUAAUGGGAUCUGCCAAGGCCAAUGAGGUGUUAUUGUUUGGUCGUAAGCUAACAGCUAAAGAGGCAUUUGACAGGGGUCUGGUUACUGAUGUUUUUCCGGAUGAUAAAUUUCAAGAGGAAACACAAAAAAGGGUGGAUGGAUAUGCUAAGCUGCCGAAAAAUUCAAUGAGGCUGUCAAAGAACUUGAUCAGAAGCACUGAGAAAGAUCUACUUCAUAAAGUUAAUGAUGAAGAAUGCACACUGCUGGAAGAGAGAUGGACAUCUGAUGAGUGCAUCCAAGCAAUAAUGAACUUCUUCACACAGAAAUCCAAACUUUAACCAAAUGCAAUAUUUCAACUUGACAACUAUAUUAGCAAUGCAAUAUAUAGAGGUUGGAGAGGUCAGGAUAAAUAUUAUAAUUCCUCUGUAAGUUAUUUAAGUACAUUGGUAACAAGCUAAUGUGGGCUUGCAGAAAAACGAAGAUUAGUCAGCAUAUGCAAGGUAAAUUUUGAAAGACAUCCAAGGAAUUCAUUCUGAUUAAGAGUUUCUCUUUCUAUUUGAGUUGCGUAUGUGUACCGUCAAACUUUCAAUUAUUGUUACAUAGGACGUGAAAUAUUUCCAGAAUUUAUGUUGGAUAUGUGAUGAAUUAAUAAAGAUAAAUACAAUAUAUUAUACAAGAUUUUAUUGUUGAAAAGUUAUUUCAAAGACCUUUGUUUUUAUUAU
Molecule: messenger RNA, 1673 nt
Organism: Anneissia japonica
Lineage: Eukaryota; Metazoa; Echinodermata; Crinoidea; Comatulida; Comatulidae
Product: enoyl-CoA delta isomerase 2, mitochondrial-like
Exons: 10
Coding region: 96-1289 (397 amino acids)
Molecular function (GO): fatty-acyl-CoA binding
Source: RefSeq, a predicted model, not a curated record